UUUUUUAUAAACCAAUGCACAAAGUAAGCUGUCACUGUGUCCUGUUCACCAGUUUAGGAAAUUGGUUGGUGAGUUGAGUUUGUGAGAACAUACCAAAGAUGAGCAACAAAAAGGCAAAAAGGAGUGAAGACAUCUGCACACUGCACAGUGACGGCAUCCCUGCUGACACGCUCAAUAAGGUGAAAACUUACCUGAACCAGUUCACUUUGUCUCUGGAGGACCUACAGAAGGUUUCGGCUCGACUGGAACGAGAACUGAAGCGAGGCUUGGGCAAACACAGCCAUCACAAGGCAUCCGUCCAGAUGCUGCCCACUUUCGUCACGGCAACGCCAGACGGAACAGAAAAAGGCGACUUCUUGGCUUUAGAUCUCGGCGGGACAAACUUCCGGGUGCUCCAUGUACGAGUGGUGGAGGAGGAGCAGAAGAUGCUAAAGAUGGACAGUCAGAUCUGCGCCAUCCCUAAGGAGAUGAUGCUGGGAAGCGGUAAACAGUUGUUUGACCACAUCGCCACCUGUCUAGGUGAAUUUCUGGCCUCGAAGAAUCUGAAGGGGAGACGUCUCCCUCUCGGCUUCACCUUCUCCUUCCCCUGCGAUCAGAAGAAUAUCGACAAGUGUAUCUUGAUUCGUUGGACCAAAGGCUUCCAGUGCUCUGGAGUGGUUGGAGAAGAUGUGGUGGGGCUACUGAAAGAAGCCAUACACAGAAGAAAGGAUGAUGAGGAUAUCGGUUCCAUAGCUAUGGUAAACGACACUGUGGGCACCUUGAUGAGCUGCGGCUACAAGGACCAAAGCUGCGAGAUUGGCAUGAUCAUCGGCACGGGUACCAACGCGUGCUACAUGGAGGAGACUAAGAACGUGAAGCGCAUUGAGAGCUCGGACGGACGCAUGUGCAUCAACACCGAGUGGGGGGGCUUCGGAGAUAACGGCUCGCUGAAAGACAUCCAGACGGAGUUUGACGUCAUCGUAGACAAGACGUCCAUCAACCCCGGCAUCCACACCUUUGAGAAGAUGAUCAGCGGCAUGUAUUUGGGGGAGAUUGUACGUCUGCUGCUGGUGAAGAUGACUAAGGACCAUUUGCUGUUCAAGGGACAGACAUCGGAAGCGCUGUUGACACCGGACAGCUUUGAGACAAAAUACAUCUCGGACAUUGAAGAGGAGGACGUCGGCCUGGACAACGGAAGCAGAAUUCUGACCAAGUUGGGUCUGACAUGGGACCCGAUUGACGUCCGCGUGGUGCGUCUGGUCUGCGACGCCAUCUCCUCGCGCUCGGCCUGCCUCUGCGCCGCAGCCCUGGCGACCCUCGCCAACCGUAUUCGGGUCAACCGUGGCCUGGACCAACUCAAAACAACUGUGGGGAUUGAUGGGACAGUGUACAGAAAACACCCCAAUUUCAGUGAGGAGCUACAGGCCACAGUGAGCCUCCUGGCCCCCAAGUGUGACAUCACCUACCUUCUCUCGGAGGACGGCAGCGGGAAAGGCGCUGCCAUGGUAACGGCCGUGGCGCAGAGGCUAGCUCAACAGUCCCGACUGUUAGAGGACAGUGACGGCGAAGACAGCGACGAGGAGGACGAAGACUGAUGAGGGCAGACACGCAAAACACCUUGCACCACAUUAAAUAGGUUCAUUUCCAUCCAUCCAUUUUCUACCGCUUAUUCCCUUCGGGGUCACGCUGGAGCCUAUCUCAACUACAAUCGGGCGGAAGGCGGGGUACACCCUGGACAAGUCGCCACCUCAUCACAGGGCCAACACAGAUAGACAGACAACAUUCACACUCACAUUCACACACAAAGGUUCAUUUAUUUAAUAAUUUAAUGUAUUCUGUUUCUUCACGGUGGCAGAGGGGUUAGUGCAUCUGCCUCACAAUACGAAGGUCCUGAGUAGUCUUGGGUUCAAUCCCGGGCUCGGGAUCUUUCUGUGUGGAGUUUGCAUGUUCUCCCCGUGACUGCGUGGGUUCCCUCCGGGUACUCCGGCUUCCUCCCACCUCCAAAGACAUGCACCUGGGGAUAAGUUGAUUGGCAACACUAAAUUGGCCCUAGUGUGUGGAUGUGAGUGUGAAUGUUGUCUGUCUAUCUGUGUUGGCCCUGCGAUGAGGUGGCGACUUGUCCAGGGUGUACCCCGCCUUCCGCCCGAUUGUAGCUGAGAUAGGCUCCAGCGCCCCCCGCGACCCCAAAGGGAAUAAGCGGUAGAAAAUGGAUGGAUGGAUGUUUCAAAUUGGCUUGGAAUAAAGGAAAUUACGAAUCAAAGGACUAAAUUUACUUGUUUAUUUGUUUUGAGGAAAACAUUUGAAUGUAUUCAGAAAAACCACGGAUCAUUAAUAUAAUACAAUGAUUUGAAUAGGCUAUUUUUAUUUAUUCCAACCAAUAUUUUACUCAAUUCAAAGAAUAUCUGUCAAAGGGGGUAGAAAAAAACAUUAUCUUUUUAAACAUCCUUCUAAGGGAAAGUUUAGCUUUGUGGUGCAGGCUUUCGCCCCCUGCUGGCCUCAAAUGGUAACUGCAGCUUUAUGUGCAGUCUUAUCAAUUGGUGCCGCACAACCAUCCAUCCAUUCAUUUUCUUCCACUUAUCCGAGGUCGGUUUGCGGGGGCAGCAGCCUAAGUAGAGAAGCCCAGACUUCCCUCUCCCCAGCCAAUUCGUCCAGCUCCUCACAGGGGAUCCCGAGGCGUUCCCAGGCCAGCCGAGAGACUGAUUGAUUGAUUGGGACUUUUAUUAGUAGGUUGCACAGUGAAGUACAUAUUCCGUACAAUUGACCACUAAAUGGUAACACCCGAAUAAGUUUUUCAACUUGUUUAAGUCGGGGUCCACUUAAAUUGAUUCAUGAUACAGAUAUAUACUAUCAGAUAUAUACUAUCAUCAUAAUACAGUCAUCACACAAGAUCAUCACAUUGAAUUAUUUACAUUAUUUACAAUAAUAUAGUCUUCCCAACGUGUCCUGGGUCUUCCCCGUGGCCUCCUACCGGUCAGACGUGCUCUAAACACCUCGCCAGGAAGGCAUCCGGGUGGCAUCCUGACCAGAUGCUCGAACCACCUCAUGUGGCUCCUCUCGAUGUAGAGGAGCAGUGGCUUUACUUUGAGCUCCUCCCGGAUGAUAGAUCUUCUCACCCUAUCUCUAAGGGAGAGCCCCGCCACCUAAUUGAGGAAAGUCAUUUUGUACGCUUGUACCCGUUAUCGUGUCCUUUCGAUCAUAACCCAAAACUCAUGACCAUAGGUGAGGAUGGGAACGUAGAUCGAAAAAAAAAAUGUUUAUCAGUUUGAACAUCAAAUAUGUUGUCUUUGUAGCAUAUUCAACUGAAUGUGGGUUGAAAAUUAUUUGCAAAUCAUUGUAUUCCGUUUAUACUUACAUCUAACACAAUUUCCCAACUCAUAUGGAAACGGGGUUUGUAUAAAGCCGAUCCACGACCAGGACGAACACCACAAUGUUCCUCCUGAAUCUGAGGUUCGACUAUACGGCGUAGCCUCCUCUCCAGUACACCUGAAUAGACCUUACCGGGAAGGCUGAGGAAUGUGAUCCCACGAUAGUUGGAACAUACCCUCCGCUUCACCUUCUUUUAAAGAGGAACCACCACCUCGGUCUACCAAUCUACAGGUACCGCCCCCGAUGUCCAUGCGAUGUUGCAAAGUCUUGUCAACCAAGACAGCCCCACAGCAUCUAGAGCCUUAAGGAACUUCGGGCGGAUCUCAUUCAACCCCGGGGCCUUGCCACUGAGGAGCUUUUUAACUACAACGGUAACCUCAGCCCCAGAAAUAGGAGAGCCCACCAAUGAUUCCCCAGGCACUGCUUCCUCAUAGGAAGACGUGUUGGUGGGAUUGAGGAGGUCUUUGAAGGAUUCCCUCCACCGAUCCACAACAUCCGCAGUCGAGAUCAGCAGCACACCAUACACAAUGUUGACAGUGUACUGCUUCCCCUUCCUGAGGCGACGAAUGGUGGUAGGAUCGCUUCGAAGCCGUCCGGAAGUCAUUUUCCAUGGCUUCCCUGAACUCCUCUAAUGUACCAGUUUUUGCCUCCACGACCGCUGAAGCUGCACACCGCUUGGCCUGUCGGUACCUGUCCGCUGCCUCCGGAGUCCCAUGAGCCAAAAGGACCCGUUAGGACUCUUUCUUCAGCUUGACGGCAUCCCUCACCGCUAGUGUGUUCACAGCACUAAGAGUCACAAAAAGUAAAACACUCUUAAGGUCUUGUUUGAUUUCUGGAGGUUUCACUUCCUGCUUUUCCAGAAAAAUCUUCUCGAAAUGUGUUCUACUUUUCGAGGCUCCUCUGUAUACAAAACGGACUCUGUACUUUCACUCAUUUUGAACUCCAUAUUUAGUGCACUUGGAUUGCUUUUUACCACAUUUCAGGAACGGCUGGUACACCAUUUGCGUCACGACAUGAAUGUAACCUGGAUUUAUAAUAAAACAUUUAAAAAGUUGAAUAAAAGCCUUUUUCACAUGAAA
Nerophis lumbriciformis (worm pipefish) is the source of this 4424-nucleotide messenger RNA. Its product is annotated as hexokinase-2-like. The record is from RefSeq and is a predicted model, not a curated record. Lineage: Eukaryota; Metazoa; Chordata; Actinopteri; Syngnathiformes; Syngnathidae. Gene Ontology annotation, cellular component: cytosol; mitochondrion. Gene Ontology annotation, biological process: glucose 6-phosphate metabolic process; carbohydrate phosphorylation; glucose metabolic process. Gene Ontology annotation, molecular function: fructokinase activity; ATP binding; glucokinase activity.